Messenger RNA from Suillus clintonianus, 865 nucleotides. RefSeq lists its product as uncharacterized. The record is from RefSeq and is a predicted model, not a curated record. Lineage: Eukaryota; Fungi; Basidiomycota; Agaricomycetes; Boletales; Suillaceae. Bases 1 to 795 code for a protein of 264 amino acids. Gene Ontology annotation, molecular function: nucleic acid binding. The transcript is spliced from 6 exons.
AUGGAAAAGCUCGAAAUGCGCAGCGACAUAGCUAGCGGUAAAGAUCGUAAAAUGCGCAAGAAACUGUUCCGUGUAAUCCAGAAUGGUCAAUUUGACCACGUCGACGACUACGAGAAAUUGGACGGAUCUUUCAGCUUUCAGCUAGCGAAUGGGAACUACUUACCUGCCGAACUCCAAGAGACAUGGAAGAAAGAUCGAGCCAAGAAAGCUGAACUCAGACUAGCUCGCGAACAGGCUCGCCUUGCCGAUGCCGUAGAUCCGAUUUUCCCAAAGAAAGGCGGGAAUAAGGGGCGCAAGGCAAUGCGGGCAGCUGCCCAAAUGGAUCCAAGCGAGCUCACUGACAUUCGGAAUGCUGUCGUCGAUAUGGUGUCACUGGAGAAGCAGAUUUGCCGCUUCAUCGGUGAUAACAACAUGGUACUUCCUCCGAUGAACAAGGCGUCAUUGAGGAAGGAAGUUCACGAGCUUGCUAAUCCGUUUAACCUCAAGAGUCAGAGUAAAGGUAAGGAGCUGUCCACGAAGACCCGUGCUGUUGAUGAACAUAAAGUCAAGAAAGUCAUGAAGAGACACGGAGGCAGAUUUGAUAAUAAUACUAAUACUGUGCCUCGACACAAAGAUGGAGAUGAAGUUGGCAAGGCUGCUCCAAAGAUCGGAGAAACGAAUGUUGGGUUCAGGAUGCUUGCUUCGAUGGGGUGGGCAGAAGGAGACAGGAUUGGUGGCAAUGCGUCCAUUGGGAUUGAUGUGCCUUUGACAGCCAUAAUCGAGAACACGAAGCUGGGUCUGGGCGCGACUCGAUAGUCACAUCUUCAGAGCGGAAUCUAAUACCCUCCAUGACCCCAUAUUGACCUGGGCCCUGAUGAAGCACAGC